Thamnophis elegans (Western terrestrial garter snake) is the source of this 1725-nucleotide messenger RNA. RefSeq names its product tetraspanin 18 (gene TSPAN18). The record is from RefSeq and is a predicted model, not a curated record. The coding region runs from base 630 to 1373 and encodes 247 amino acids. Lineage: Eukaryota; Metazoa; Chordata; Lepidosauria; Squamata; Natricidae. The transcript is spliced from 11 exons. Gene Ontology annotation, cellular component: membrane.
UGCAGCUGGCGACUCCAGCUCUCUCAGGCUGCUGGGCAAAAGAGGCUCCGCGACCGCAGCCCCGCAACGCCGAGAGGCUGCCGCAGACAAGAGCUCGCCCGCGUUUCCUCGCGGCGCCUGGGGACCCGAGUUAAAACUUGAGCGCCGGCAGCAGAGGCAAGCGCCGCCUGCAACGUCUUCUAGCGGCUUCUCCUCAAAGUUGCUCCAGCCCCGCGCCUUUGGAGGAAGCUGUGCUAAAGCUGCCUGAGAGAGGGAGGUCGCGGGCGUCUGGAUUGCCUUCCGCUAUUCUGAGGUGCACAAUCAGAACAAGAAGGAGAUAUAGAAGUUUGAAAAUUCCUUCUCCCAGGGAAGAAAAAGGAGAGAGGAAACAUUCAAGUUAUCACCAAGAGGCAGAAGGGCAAUGCACUAUUGCUUGCUGAUGUAAAGCCUUCCUGUUCAAUCCAUGUUUAUAUCAGUUGGAUUUGAGGAAAAGAAUAAAUAUUUAACUCAAAAGUCAAAAUUUUCUGGCCUCCAAGAUUAAGGAUAAGCCUGGCCAGUAAAAGGUACAUGGGACAUAUGUACUAUUAGAGAUUAUCGUAGACAUUCCAAGAGCUGCAUCAAAUCAAUUGGACUGCCUAGCCUGCACAAACAUGGAGGGGGAUUGUUUGAGCUGCAUGAAAUAUCUGAUGUUUGUCUUCAAUUUCUUCAUAUUUCUGGGUGGUACCUGUCUCCUGGGAGUUGGAAUCUGGGUCAUAGCUGAUCCCACAGGAUUUCGAGAGAUCGUGGCUACGAAUCCUUUGCUCUUUACUGGAGCAUAUAUCAUGGCGGCUAUGGGAGCUAUGCUCUUCUUAUUGGGAUUCCUUGGUUGCUGUGGAGCGAUCCGUGAGAACAAAUGUCUCCUUCUUUUUUUCUUCAUGUUUAUUUUGCUAAUCUUCCUGGCAGAACUCUCGGCUGCAAUCUUGGCAUUUAUCUUUAGAGAAAAUCUGACCAGAGAGUUUUUUACCAAGGAACUGAAAAAACAUUAUCAGGGGAACAAUGAAUCAGAUGUCUUUUCUUCCACCUGGAACUCAGUCAUGAUCACAUUUGGAUGCUGUGGUGUCAAUGGUCCAGAAGAUUUCGAGGCAACCUCUCUUUCCAUUCUUUUGGAUUCCUAUCCUGCUGUUCCUGAAGCUUGUUGUAAACGGGAGCUCCAGUCUCGUGAUGGAGCAUUCAUCAAUAAAGAAGAAUGUUUGAAAGGAAGAGAAGUCUAUCAGAACCAACAGGGUUGCUACGCGGUAAUCCUGAAUUCCCUUGAAACCUAUGUGUAUCUUGCAGGAGCUCUUGCCAUUGGUGUUUUAGCCAUUGAGCUGUUUGCUAUGAUCUUUGCUAUGUGCCUCUUUCGGGGGAUCCAGUAGGAAGUGUUUCAUGAGACACAAGUGAUUUUUCAAGGACUUGCUUUGAAGAAGGAAAAGAAAGAAGAUAAACUUUAUUUUUUGGUUAGCAAACUAAACAAAAGGAGGGAAAGGACUGUAAUAUAUUAAUGAUCAAAAGGAUUGUACUUCAGGGGCUGGAACUUUGAGGUGCUGUCUAGUUCCUUGCCAUCUCCAAGAGGAGUCAUUCAUCUGAAGCCACUCAAAUGGAUUGCACUAAAAGCCUGCAAGUCAGGAUGGGAAAUAAACUCUAAUAAUAUCCAUGAUGUUGUCUGGAACACACAUCUCUCAUACAAUAAAGAUCCAUUGAUUGAAGAAGAUAAAGAAGACUACCUAC